Molecule: messenger RNA, 1105 nt
Organism: Didymodactylos carnosus
Lineage: Eukaryota; Metazoa; Rotifera; Eurotatoria; Philodinida; Philodinidae
Source: the annotation of a GenBank genome assembly
CGAAUUAAUUAAACAAGAUGGCUCACCAUUAAUAAAAGAAAUAAAACAGAAAAUUAAAGAUUAUUUAUAUCAGGAUGGUCUAUUAUAUUACUUUGAUUCAGAAACAAGAAGUUAUCAGUUAUGUGUACCAAGCAAUUCGGAUUUAAAAUUAAAAAUAUUACAUGAUUCACAUGAUGCACCUGUAGCGGGACAUUUUGGUGAUUACAAAACAUCUGUGUUAAUCAAACAAUCUUAUUAUUGGCCUCGUAUGUCAAGGGAUAUAAAAAAGUACGUUUUUAGCUGUCAGUCAUGUCAACGAAAUAAAGCUAUGAAUCAACAAUCAUUUGGUCAACUGCAAUCAUUAGCUAUACCAAAAGGGAGAUGGGAACAAGUGACGAUGGACUUUAUUGUUGGCUUACCCAAGACAGCAGCUGGUUAUGAUUCAAUUAUUGUUUUUAUUGAUCGGCUCACAAAACGAGCUUAUUUUAAACCAACUAAAUUUCAGGCAACUGCAGUUGACACAGUGACAAUUUUCUUCGAAACAAUAUUUCGUCAUCAUGGUUUACCUAGAGUUAUUAUAAGUGAUCAGAAAUGGGAUAAAACAUUAACACAAAUAGAAUUUGCUUAUAAUAAUUCGAUACAAACAUCAAUAGGUUUUAGUCCAUUCUUUUUAGACACGGGCCGUCAUCCACGAAUUACUGAACAGUUAACAUAUCCAAUAACACCACAACAAGAUACAUCACAAACAGCAACUGACUUUUUAAACGAUAUGCAACAAAAUCUUGAAGCUGCACAAAAUUCAAUAUCAAAUGCUCUACUUAAACAAGCUAAAUAUUAUAAUAAGAAACGUCAAGCAAAACAAUUUCAAGUUGGUGAUUACGUUUUGCUAAAUACAAAAUGUUUAACGUUUAAAUUUGAUGAACAAAAACUACCACGAAAACUAAGACCAAAAUAUUUAGGUCCGUUUGAAACUGUAAAUAAGUUAUCACCGUCGGUACAUGAAUUAGACUUACCACAAAAUCUCAAAAUACAUCCAAUAAUAAAUAUAUCAUCAUUAAGACCGUUUGUUUCAACACCAGAAGAAUUUCAACAGCGAGUAAUCAAUCCGCCAAUAACAAUCACAUAA